AGUUAGCUGGCUUGUACGUUUAAAUAUUUUAUAAUGCAGCUAAACGUAAGUUCGUGUAGAAGUAUCUGCAGUAGGUAUCUACCAAAUUUGCUGCUUUUUAGCUAGGUAGAUUUAGGUGUGUUUCCCCUGACCAGAAUUCAGCUGCAGCCUGAAGAUACUCUUCACUGUCUGUUAUCAACUUGGAGAUGCCUCACUCACGGCGGUACCCGUCCUCAGAGCGGGCGAGUCGAGGCAGCUAUCCGGACCGUUACCGCGGCCGGCGGCACCGGCACCGCAGAUCGCCCUCCCUGUCGUCCAGCAGCGAGCGAGAGAGGGAGCGGGACCGCAGGGGAGGGGGGCACCGGCAGGGCUGCAGCUACCUGCGCUCCAGGAGCUACGACAACCGAUCGGCGGACCGCAGGGCGUACGACCGGCACUACUGCGAGGGCUACCGGCGCCUGGACUACAGCCGAGAGCGAGAGAGGGAGCACGGGCCGGCCGAGGGGUACUACGCACACGCCGACUUCGCCCCCCGCCCCUACGACUACCGGCGGGGGAGGGAGCGGGAGCGGGAGCGCGAGGACAGCAGGCGUAAGCACAAUCGAAGGAGGCGUAGAACCAGGUCCUAUAGCCCGUCCUCUUCGCGGAGCGACAGCCGGACGCGGGCGCUGAGCGUGCGGGACGAUGAAGAAGGGCACCUGGUCUAUCGGAGUGGGGACGUCCUGCAAGAGAGAUACGAGAUCGUCAACACUUUGGGGGAAGGAACGUUCGGGAGGGUUGUCCAGUGUGUGGACCAUCGCAGGGGAGGAGCCCGCGUGGCCUUGAAGAUCAUCAAGAAUGUGGAGAAGUACAAGGAGGCGGCGCGGCUGGAGAUCAACGUGCUGGAGAGGAUCAACGAGAAGGACCCGGAGAACAAGCACCUGUGCGUACAGAUGUACGAUUGGUUCGACUACCACGGCCACAUGUGCCUCUCCUUCGAGCUGCUUGCCCUCAGUACCUUCGACUUCCUCAAGGAGAACAACUACCUGCCCUACUCCAUCGGACAGGUUCGCCACAUGGCCUACCAGAUCUGCCAGGCGGUCAAGUUUCUUCAUGAGAACAAGCUGACGCACACUGACCUGAAGCCGGAGAACAUCCUGUUUGUGAACUCGGACUUCACCAUGACGUACAAUGUGGAGAAGGUGAGCGGCACGGUCGCAUGCGUUUCACUGCAGAGAAGGCGCUGGGAGCGGGUACCCCACGUUAACCCCCCGCCCCGCCCUCAGAAACGGGACGAGCGCACGGUGAAGAGCACCGCGGUGCGCGUGGUGGAUUUCGGCAGCGCCACCUUCGAUCACGAGCACCACAGCACCAUCGUGUCCACGCGACACUACCGCGCCCCGGAGGUCAUCCUGGAGCUGGGCUGGAGCCAGCCGUGUGACGUGUGGAGCAUCGGCUGCAUCCUGUUUGAGUACUACCUGGGCUUCACCCUGUUCCAGACCCAUGACAACCGGGAGCACCUGGCCAUGAUGGAGCGGAUACUGGGGCCUGUUCCUUCUAAGAUGAUCCGCAAGACCAGGAAACAGAAGUACUUCUACCGUGGCCGGCUGGACUGGGAUGAGAGCAGCUCUGCUGGGAGAUACGUGAGAGAGAACUGCAAACCACUCCGGAGGUAUCUGCUGUCAGAGGCGGAGGAGCACCACCAGCUGUUUGACCUGAUCGAGAGCAUGCUGGAGUACGAGCCCUCCAAGCGGCUCACCAUGGCGGCGUCUCUGCGGCACCCCUUCUUCGAGGCGGGGAGCGGCAGCGACGCGGGCGGCAGCAAGAGCUGGGAGGGCAACCGCGACAUCAGCCGGUGACCCCCGGGC
Messenger RNA from Conger conger (European conger), 1826 nucleotides. RefSeq names its product dual specificity protein kinase CLK2-like. The record is from RefSeq and is a predicted model, not a curated record. Gene Ontology annotation, molecular function: ATP binding; protein tyrosine kinase activity. Gene Ontology annotation, cellular component: nucleus. Lineage: Eukaryota; Metazoa; Chordata; Actinopteri; Anguilliformes; Congridae. The coding region runs from base 186 to 1817 and encodes 543 amino acids. The transcript has 12 exons. Gene Ontology annotation, biological process: regulation of RNA splicing; protein phosphorylation.